Molecule: messenger RNA, 741 nt
Organism: Plasmodium fragile
Lineage: Eukaryota; Apicomplexa; Aconoidasida; Haemosporida; Plasmodiidae
Product: prefoldin, alpha subunit
Exons: 3
Coding region: 1-741 (246 amino acids)
Biological process (GO): protein folding; regulation of DNA-templated transcription
Cellular component (GO): prefoldin complex; cytoplasm
Source: RefSeq, a predicted model, not a curated record
AUGGCGUGCGAUUUAGAGAUCAUUGAGCAGAAGGAGAGGGAGCAGCCCAACGUGGUCAUUCAGUUGAAUUCGCUGGGGCUGGACGAGCUCAUAUCACUGACGUUGAAGCUGGAGGAGGAAUGGAAGCUAAUAAAAAAGAAUUACGCCAUAUUGGAAGGCGCAGUGGUGACGUACGACAAGUGCAAAAACUCCGUUGAGCAAUUAAACCCUAGCAAGUUCGAAGCAAAAAAUUUCAAUGCCUUUAUGAAUGAGCUGGAGCGAUCUGAAUUGAUUAAACUUUGUAAUAGGGAACAGACUUCUGGCAGGAGACUUCUCAGCGAAGGUGCAGAGGCCAGUGCAAAGGACAGCCUGCAGCACCUCGACACCUUGAUCGACCAGAUCGACAUUAACAAGAAGGAUGAAGAGAAAAAGGCGCUAGAUGUACACAUCCCCCUCACGUCCCUAGUUUACAUCCCGGGCAAAAUCGUGGACACGGAAAACUUCCUCAUACGCAUGGGGACCAACUACUACGUGCAGAGGAACGCCAAGCAGACCAUCGAGUACUUCAAUAAUAAAAUAAGCAAGCUAAAUGAACAAAUAAAAAAACUCAAAAUUACACUUAUAGAAAAAAAAAACGAAAUAGACCUUUGCAAAAAUUACAUUCAGCUGAAGAGGCAGAUGCAAAUGACUGCCGCAGGAGCUGCCACUGCGGGGGCAAAUGCGAAUGUGCAGCAGGGCACUCCGCGCACUGCCAAUCCGUAG